AUGGCCGUGCCUUAUUCUCCCCGAGUAGCGAAACUUGCGCAUAAUACUCGAUUGCCUGCCCAGAACCUAUUCCCAAAUCAAUUCAAGAAACUGCCGUCGUAUUUGCCAAAUGUCGCAAAUCCACAAGCUCCACAGUACCAAGUUUUGAAGACAGGCACCUCAACAAAAAUAGUGAGACUUGCGCAUAAUAAUCCCCAGCCUGUUCAGAACGUCUUCCCGCAUCAAUUCCAGGCAACACAGGCGCAUUUGGCCAAUGGUGCACACCCACAAAUCCUACAAUACCAACAGGCCAGGUAUGACCCCAAUGGAAUGAGAUAUUCCCAUCAAACGAUGCAAAGGAUUCCCCAGCCAGGACCAGAGCAAUACCAGGCCGGUCCGCUGAACCAAGUCGUUCGAAUAGGCACACCAAUCACCAAUCUAAAUGUCCUCCAAUCGCACCCAAACGCUGUCCAGUCACAGGCCUUGUACAACAUGAUCCAAGAUCAGUCGAAGCGGAUUGCCCAACUUGGCAAGAGGCCAAUCACCCAAGCUCCGGUUAGAAAACGCCAGAAAAAAAUCCCCAAGGGCGCCGCCAAACUGCCUGAAGACCUUCCUCUUGAUCGUUAUAUGUCGGAUGCUGAGUCUUCUACAUAGCCGAACAAUACCUGAUUUAAUCCAGAAGCCUACCCUGAUUCAGAUCAUUCCCAACUGAUGUGUUAACCUUGAAUAUCAUACAAAUACCUUGGUUUUGGGAAUUAAUUAUAAGAUAACAUAGUCUGCUACUUUCCAUCUGGAAUUUUAAGCGCAAUCAAUAGAGAAUGGGUUUGCAUAUUUACAUGAGCUGUUUUCCUCUCACGCAUCACAAGAUUUAUGUGGGUCAUAACUUAGAGAGUCGGUUGUUUCCAUCAAGAAACCAAGUGACAGUUAAUUUAAUUUCUGUUUUUUUUUUUUAAAAACAUUAUUUGCAUCAGUUUUGUCUUGAUUCAUUCUUAGUCAGGUCUGCUUAUAAUUGGGUUUUCACUUUGGCAUGAUG
Molecule: messenger RNA, 1012 nt
Organism: Puccinia graminis f. sp. tritici CRL 75-36-700-3
Lineage: Eukaryota; Fungi; Basidiomycota; Pucciniomycetes; Pucciniales; Pucciniaceae
Exons: 4
Coding region: 1-633 (210 amino acids)
Source: RefSeq, a predicted model, not a curated record